GUCGCAGGCCCGACUGGUGGACCGAGAGGACCAGCUUUGAUUGAGUUCCAGAAGACCCUUAAAGACACCAUGGAAGGCUUAGGUGGUCUGCCAGGCCCGCGCUGGUCGGCGUGCACAGGCGCACAAGAUGACCCCCGGUUGAACGGGUCGUCCUCCCCCUGGUGGAGAACAUUCCGAUCCGCCGUCAUCCUUCCUCCCCUCCUCUUCGCUCCGACUGGCACAGUCUGAAGGAGUGUGUGAGAGCAGGAGAGAGAGCGAGAGAGAGGGAACGUGGGAAAGAAAAUGAUCCAAACAUCGCUCCUAACUACCCUCCUCGUCCUCCAUGCCGUGGCCACCCCCCAGUUCUUUGCUCACCACGGGAGGAGGGUGUGCGGAAGCCGUGACCCCCAGCGUCACCACAUUGUCACGGCAACCGAGUCCUACGUCCUUCCUCUGCACAGACCCUACAUCACCGUGUGUCAUGGGCACCGCCUCUGCAGCACGUAUAAGACCGUGUACACGGUAGCGUACCGGCAGGUGAGUAGAGUGGCGUCGCUGUCCAAUUACUACCCAGAAUGCUGCCCGGGAUGGCGGCGCUUUCACUCCCUCAGCUGUAACCAAGCUGUGUGUGAUCACACCUGUGUGAACGGGGGCACAUGCAUGACACCCAACCAGUGUGCUUGUCCACCAGGAUGGACGGGACACCAAUGCCAGAUAGAUGUGGACGAGUGCAUCCAGCAGCAUCCUUGUGCUCACCAGUGCAUCAACACAGCCGGAAGCUUCCGAUGCGCCUGCAGGGACAGGUUCAGCCUGUCCGGAGACGGACGCUCCUGUUACCGCCUGGGCCCCGCCUCCCAGGACCCCGGUGAUGUUUCGACUUCAGGUGAACGAUUCCGCAUUCCGGGGAAUGUGUCGGAGGAGGUGCAGAGCCUGAGGAGCAGGGUGGAGCUUCUGGAAAAGAAGCUGCAGUUGGCGCUGGCGCCGUACGGCAGCGUCUUCCCGCUGUCGCUGGACGAGGGUGUGUCUGAAACCACCCUGUUGUCGCACUCCUUCCAGCAGCUGGACCGCAUCGACUCCCUCAGCGAGCAGGUCGGGUUCCUGGAGGAGCGCCUGGGAACCUGCUCCUGCCAGGAAAACUAGGGGCGAAGAAACAAAGAGGGCACACUCACCAAGAUGGCGAGCGCUGUGUCGGCCCUCGCGAUCGUCGCACAACUCAGACGGGAUGUUCCCCAUCAUGUCCUUCAUGCUGUUAAAAAGUCUUAUGUUACGUUACAAACAUCAUCAUCAACCCUAAACAGGUGAACUAUCAGUGCAGCUGUGUGUCCACACAUGGACACAUCUGUAUUUAUUAUUUAAAAUUACAACCAGUUAUUUCUCAGUACCUUUUUUUUGAUAAUUUCGUAAUAAAAGAAAAAAAAAUCAACUGUCACAUGUGCUCAAUGAAGAAGUGCAUUAAGAAAAAAAAUACAUUUAUUUCAUCUGUUGCACUUGCAAGGCAUUCACAUUUACCCAGAGGAAGUGAAAUCAGGAACACUACAUUGUCAAUAUAUGCUGGAUUAUUGAAAUGGGGACACACACGCACGCACACACGCUGUAGGUUGUUAUUUAUAUUCCAACUAAAGCUACUAACAAUUACACUUUAAUAGCUUUGGUGACCAUGAAGAAAUUUUUUUUAUGUUUCCCGUCAAAACUGAACAAGAAAAGUGCUUUAAUUCACUUCCUUCCUUCCUGUUUUAAAACUGUAUAUAAUUUUAUCUAGGAGUGUCCUAAUUGAAUGGAUAACUUUGAUUUUUCUUACAUGCCAGGGGAAAAAAAAAACAACGAAAUCACAAAAAAUCUACAAAAAGGAACAAUACAAAUUUGAAUGUCUGAUUGGACCAUAGGUGGGGGUCUAUAAAAGGAUGCAUCCACUAUUGCUUUGCACUUGUGUUGUACAUUAAACGCACAAAUUUGUCACAAAUGAGAUAAGACACAAACUGAACAUACAAUGAAUUAAAAAAACAAGCUUUUGUUUUUUGGAGGAAACCAAUUUGGUUCAACAUUCAAACCACUUGCAAAAAAAAGCCAAAAAGUAAUAAGGAUUCAUAUUUUGAAUGCAAGACGAGGAGCAAAUGAGUUAGUAGUAUUCGGGGUAGAUAUUCAAACUGGCCUUACUGCGGUGUUUGUGUGUGUGUGUUAAGCUGAGGCGCGAGUAGGCAUCUAUGAAGCGAGUACAGGCCAGCACCACUCGUCAAACCUCACAAUCAGUCAUGAACAUUUCAUCAAUAGCCAUCUGAGCUUGAACAACAACUGCACGUGAGAUAAAAACCCACUUUAAAGGAAAACUGCACUUUUGCUUUGAAUAUUUUGCCCAUCACCCACAAUCCUUAUGUUGAGACAUGAACACACAUCUUUCUCUUUUCUGUGCAUUCUAAAGAUAUAAAAACAGCUAAAAAGAGGCAGUUAAGAAUGCACGUAAUGGGACGCACCUAUUCCGCCUAUAAAGCUUAUGAAAACCCCCACAAUAUAACGUGAUCUGCGUAUUAACCAAGCUACAGCAACAUUGUUAUUAUUGUUAACAUUGUUACACCCAAGAACUACGACACCUUCCCACACCACACCGGUUAGUUCCUAGCUGGCUAGCGACUAGCUUCACCACACACUCGCUCACAAUGCCUCAGGCCACUACUGAAAGGUGACGCUGCAUAUUGAAGUUGCUGUGUUUUUGUUUUUGGAAAAGUUAAUGUUAGGUGGAGCGUUCCUUUCUAUGAGGGAAGUUCCGCUAAUGCUUAAAAUGACCAAAAUACUGUCAGUAUUACAUCUUAUCAUAAAUGCUCACAGAAUGGAUAUAAAACCAUAACACCUUGUUGCAGGUUAAUUAGCUGCUUCUUUUUAGCUGUUUUUAUAUCUUUAGAACACACAGCAAAGAGAAACACGUGUGUUCAUGUCUCACAUAAGGAUUGUGGAUGACGCGCAAGAUUCCUAAAAAAAAAGCACAGUUUUCCUUUCAAAGCACAAACCAGGAAAAAAAAGAAACAAAUUACAUGUGGAUAGAAGUGCACAUACUUUAUCCCAAAUGCUCAAAGUACAUUCUGAGAAAAUGGCGACAGAUGCGGGAAAGCAAGUGCUAGCGUGGGUGAACAAAAGCCCCACAACACCAGGUGCUUUUUACACAGAACAAAAGGGCUUUCACGCAACAACACGGCAUCUCGCAAUUGGAUAAUUAGACGACAUUCUGUGCCAGCGUCUGAUGUGACGUAUAAAAUAUAGAGUGCAGAAGAUGCCUUUCACUGUCUGGGUUUGCCGGCAUUCCCUUACACACAGGUGCCUUCCCACCUCUGUUGCUGCUGUCAUACUACCUCCCAAUGUUGCAAUACACUCGAACCCCCCCCCCCAAAAGUCGGUGGAACAAUGACAUAGGAUACAGAAGCGCAAAGUGCAACAACCAAUCAAACUUAAGGCCAAAAUUCCACUUAAAUAAUCAAAUAUAAACUAUCCUAUGGAGUUAAGUGACAAACUUAUAACACUGUUCAUUUUAUAAUGGGAAUAUUAAUAAUAAAAUGUCCACAUUGCCUAUCAACAAAACACGUCUCAGGUCGUUCACUUGACAUUUUGGUGUGCCAGCUGUGUCGCUCUCCACUGUGUCACUAGGGGUCGUAAUGAGCGCUUAAAAAGGCGUCUAAAAGAGAAGAAGAGAAGCGACAAGACAACACUCACUGACUGCUGCGUUCUAUCCAGUAGCAGACACGCGGGAGCGUGACGUCAGCCACUGAAGCACAAGAGAGAUGGCAGGUCAGUCCAUUAAAUAAACGCCAUCACCUUGACUUCCGAGGGCUGAAGACGCAAAACGGAUGUCGCAAUGAGCUCAUCGGGAAGGGACUCUAUGACGCGUUGGACUCUGACCUCCACCACUUGUGAAAACCCCGCCUGCCUUUGUCUUUUGGGUGGAAUGCAGAGAGGAAGGAAGGAGGUGGGCUGCGUCCAAAGAUAAUCCCAACAAAGGCAACAUGAGAGGAAUACAAAAGAAAAAAAAGGCAGGAUGAGGACUUUGAAAAACAGAAAAAAAAAAAAAAAAAAGCGUCCAAAGCAAAAAUGAAUCGCCAUGAAAAAACACAUGCACGGAAAAACAACACACAUCAACAUUGUUGUGCGCACCGUCCGUCACUCCACUCGCAAACAUGGCGAGGGUCAGGACUGUGCUCGAAGGGAAGAGUCAACUAGACAAGACCGCCGCAAUCACGUCGUGUCCUGGUCAGGUAGCGGAACAACCUGGGGGUGAGGGGGCGUCAACUGGAGGAUUGCUGGAGAUAGAAGUGGCAGCCGGUUGGGGGGGCUUGGUGGUGAGAGUAUGGCGGCUGCUCAGUGCCUCAUGGGGCCGUUACUGUGGGUUUUGGAGAUGUCCAGGAAGGCCGAGCGCAUCACAUCAAAGGACUUCUCUGCGAGGCACGAAACGUCCUCGGACGUCAUCCCUUUUGUCUCGAUCUUUGGCAGGAUCUUCAAUCUGAUGGUCCCUGGUGGCGGAGACAACACACUGAGUAACAACGAGAUGCACCAUGAGAAAACAACCAAAAAUAAGCAACCGAUUACCCGAUUUGAACUGCUUUUCUUUCCGUAGGUAGAAGUUGCUGUAGGAGGAGAAGACCACGGGAAUGAUGGGCGCCUGAAACGUGACAGGAAGCAAGUCAAAUUUGACCAGAGACCAUCGUUCUUAGUGCAUCUUCACGCUAAAAAGCACCAAUUAACGCCUCUAAUCAAUUAACCGCCGCUGCCCAUAGUUGCCAGGGGCAUUGUCUACAAAA
This is a messenger RNA of Dunckerocampus dactyliophorus (ringed pipefish), 4757 nucleotides long. It is a transcript of the gene egfl7, whose product is annotated as EGF-like-domain, multiple 7. The coding region runs from base 283 to 1119 and encodes 278 amino acids. Gene Ontology annotation, molecular function: signaling receptor binding; calcium ion binding. Gene Ontology annotation, cellular component: cell surface; extracellular region. The record is from RefSeq and is a predicted model, not a curated record. The transcript has 9 exons. Gene Ontology annotation, biological process: anatomical structure development. Lineage: Eukaryota; Metazoa; Chordata; Actinopteri; Syngnathiformes; Syngnathidae.